CAUGCCGGGGAUGGACACAUAGGAUAACAUGCCGGGGAUGGACACAUAGGAUAACAUGCCGGGGAUGGACACACAUAGGAUAACACGCCGGGGAUGGACACAUAGGAUAACAUGCCGGGGAUGGACACAUAGGAUAACACGCCGGGGAUGGACACAUAAGAUGACACGCCGGGGAUGGACACAUAGGAUAACAUGCCGGGGAUGGACACAUAGGAUAACAUGCCGGGGAUGGACACAUAGGAGAACAUGCCGGGGAUGGACACAUAGGAUAACAUCCGGGGAUGGACACAUAGGAUAACAU
Molecule: messenger RNA, 301 nt
Organism: Staurois parvus
Lineage: Eukaryota; Metazoa; Chordata; Amphibia; Anura; Ranidae
Source: the annotation of a GenBank genome assembly